Molecule: messenger RNA, 792 nt
Organism: Coprinopsis cinerea okayama7#130
Lineage: Eukaryota; Fungi; Basidiomycota; Agaricomycetes; Agaricales; Psathyrellaceae
Exons: 1
Coding region: 1-792 (263 amino acids)
Source: RefSeq, a predicted model, not a curated record
AUGGCUAUUAUCCAGCAACGGCAAUCCCUGAACGAAGUGGAGAAUCUCUACUUUGCUCAUUCGCAUCAACGAGGUCCCAAGUUUCUACCUCCCUCUAUGGUAGCUACAACCACACAGACGGAAGUGCCACAGCCGACGGCGGGCUCCACGGGCGCUAAUGCCCAAGCUCCCUUCUCUUUCUUUCCGCGGACGACUUCGAGUGUACGAUUACCGGAGGCCAACAGAGCUUCUACGAGUACUCCACCUAGUGGCGUUCAAUCCUCCGGGUCUUCACAAACUCAGACGCCCGUUCUCUCUUCUGCAGUCCCUUCAACUUCUACAUCAAUCCGCCCAAUUGCUACCAGCACGAAUGGGAAUGCUUCAUCAUCAUUUACACAACUACCUCCCACACCUACGUCUCCAAAUAGGCCACCUCCAACUGCUACAGUUCCCCAAACUACUUCACACUACACCGGAACCUUUGGCGUUUACACUUCGCCUUCCACUUCAACACCAAGGGAUUCUACUCCAACAUCAGCUUCCAUGUACCCAACCAUGAUCGUCCCUCCAUCACCAUCCAGAGCUCGCGCGAAACUACCCACAAAAUCUCCAGCCUCCCAACCUCCGUCUCAUCAUUACAGAGACAGGUUCAGCUAUACCUUGGCCACCUCGGGGACUGCCAUGACCUACGAUGCAUUCUGGUCAACACAUUCUUCGCCUCGUCCUGCUGUGACAGCGACACCUCCCACUCGCAGUGUGGUCUCGCCCUCGUCAACCAGUUCGUCCGGUCCACCCGCUAAUCCCGUCGCAUGA